AUGGUUUGGGAACAAGAAGAAGAUGAAGUGCAGAAGGAAGUUGAGGUCCAGAAGCCUGUUCAAAAGGAACAAGAAGAAGCUGAUGUUGAAGUCGAGAAGCCUGUGCAAAAGCCAAAACAUGGAUCUGAAACUAUACAAGUGGAUCAGAAAUGCAAACUGCUGGACAUUGGUGGAAAGAAACAUGUAGUUGCCGAAGGACGGGUGCAUUCAACAGACCCAAAUCAAAAUGUCCAUUUUGUACGAUUGAGUCCGAAUGCAGCUAGAGUGUGGGUUGAUGCAGUGAUGGUAGAUGAUGCCAUCUUUUGGAGGAAGUCUGAAGAAAUCGAGACAUUGAAAGAUGCACGUGGUUCAUCAAUUGCAUGGCCACUUGAUAAUUUGGUCAUAUUACCUUUUUCUUCAAAGAUGAAUAACUAUGCUUGGGUCUUUCUGUUAAAUGGAUCAAAAUUUUGA
Molecule: messenger RNA, 450 nt
Organism: Raphanus sativus (radish)
Lineage: Eukaryota; Viridiplantae; Streptophyta; Magnoliopsida; Brassicales; Brassicaceae
Exons: 4
Coding region: 1-450 (149 amino acids)
Source: RefSeq, a predicted model, not a curated record